AUCCGGGCUCGCGUUCCACCCGGCGGCCCGCUGGCGAGUGCCAGGCAGUCCGGGGGCGGGGGCGACCCCGCGCCGCGCCGAGACCCGGCCGGCGCGCGCCCGCGGCCAUCGGAGACAAACAGCGUGCGCGUUCCCCCGGGGGCUGCCCUCCCCGCGCGUCGACCCGGGAUCGCGCUGCCGCCGCCGCGCGCGCGCAGCUCAAGUAAAGGAGGAAAAAAAAGGAGGAAAAAAUAGAAAGCGGCGACCGCUACCGCAGCGAUCCGCCGCGGGACUGGGCCAGGCCGGGCGGCUGACGCUCGAGCCGGCGAUCCAGGGGAGGCGGCGGCCGUCCAGGUCGGGCCGGAUUAAAAAAAAAAAGUCGCGGCGGCGGCGGCGGCUCCGGGAAGGAGGCCCGAGGGCCGCGUGCAGCGGGCGGGGGGCGGCCGCUGCGUCCCGGAGCCCAGAGCCGGCGCGAGCCGGCAGGAGGGCGGGCGGAGGUGGCGGCGGCGGCGGCUGCAGGAAAAGCGCGGCGGCGGCAUCUCCUCCUCACAUGACCCCACUGUUUGUCCCCGUGAUCAGCGCGAGCGGCUCCCGUGUCUCCUCCGUCCCCUCCUGCCGCGCGGCGUGAGCGCCGGGCUCGGGGCCCCCCCGGCCGCCCGCCCGCCCCCUCCCCUCCCUCCCUCCCCACCCCUCCCCUCCCCUCCCCCGGGCCCCGCGCCCCCCCCCGCCCCCACCCCCCCAUGGACAUGCUGGACCCGGGUCUGGAUCCCGCUGCCUCGGCUACCGCUGCUGCCGCCGCCAGCCACGACAAAGGACCCGAGGCCGAGGAGGGCGUCGAGCUGCAGGAGGGCGGGGACGGCCCCGGGGCGGAGGAGCAGACGGCGGUGGCUAUCGCCAGCGUCCAGCAGGCGGCGUUCAGCGACCACAACAUCCAGUACCAGUUCCGCACAGAGAAUAAUGGAGGACAGGUGACAUACCGCGUAGUCCAGGUGACUGAUGGUCAGCUGGAUGGCCAGGGCGACACGGCGGGCGCCGUCAGCGUCGUGUCGACGGCUGCCUUUGCUGGGGGGCAGCAGGCUGUGACCCAGGUGGGUGUGGAUGGGGCAGCCCAGCGCCCCGGCCCUGCUGCUGCCUCUGUGCCCCCAGGUCCUGCAGCACCCUUCCCACUGGCUGUAAUCCAAAAUCCCUUCAGCAAUGGCGGCAGCCCAGCAGCUGAGGCUGUCAGUGGGGAGGCACGAUUUGCCUAUUUCCCAGCGUCCAGUGUGGGAGAUACCACGGCUGUGUCGGUACAGACCACAGACCAGAGCUUGCAGGCCGGAGGCCAGUUCUAUGUCAUGAUGACGCCCCAGGACGUGCUUCAGACAGGAACGCAAAGGACGAUUGCCCCGCGGACCCACCCCUACUCCCCGAAAAUUGAUGGAACUAGAACACCCCGGGAUGAGAGAAGGAGAGCUCAGCACAAUGAAGUGGAGCGGAGGCGGAGGGACAAGAUCAACAACUGGAUUGUCCAACUUUCAAAAAUCAUUCCAGAUUGUAACACAGACAACAGCAAGACAGGAGCGAGUAAAGGAGGGAUCCUGUCAAAGGCCUGCGACUACAUCCGGGAGCUGCGCCAGACCAACCAGCGCAUGCAGGAGACCUUCAAGGAGGCCGAACGGCUGCAGAUGGAUAAUGAGCUCCUGAGGCAACAGAUUGAGGAGCUGAAGAAUGAGAAUGCCGUGCUUCGAGCCCAGCUGCAGCAGCACAACCUGGAGAUGGUGGGCGAGAGCAACCGGCAGUGACGCCCUUCCCGUCGUGCGGCAGGCCCCCCUCUGGGACUCUGCUGCCCCCUUCCCCAGCCCUUAGCACAGAGAGGGACAGAUGCCCCUCCCCCAGCUGCGUUUUUUUAUAGUAGAUUUUUAACAAAAAAAAAUGGGGAGAAGUAAUGCAUUUCUUUGGAUAAACACCCACUGCUCUCCUGGAUGUGGAAAUGAUCUCCCUCCCCCAUCUGUCUGCCCCUUCUCCUGGCCCCCACUAAGCCCCAGCACUUCUAGUGGUCUCGCCUGGAGGCAAAAGGGAGGAGGACAGAGGUCCUGCCAUAUCCCGCUGCCUCUUUUGGCCUCUAGAGGUACUGACAUGGUGCUUACGGGCAGGAGGGGAGCCUUUGGGGGGCCAUCCCUGGGACCUGGACCUAAGAAGGGAGGCCAUGUCUCACCCCACCUCUUGUUUCUGGAUUCCUGCUCCCCUUUGAGUGUGUGUGUGUGUGUGUGUGUGUGUGUGUGUGUGUGUGUGUUUUAAUUUUCUUUAUGGAAAAAUGGACAAAAAAUAGAGAGAGAGGUAUUUAACUGCAAUAAACUGGCCCCAUGUGGCCCCGCCUUGUC
Messenger RNA from Myotis daubentonii (Daubenton's bat), 2339 nucleotides. It is a transcript of the gene USF2, whose product is annotated as upstream transcription factor 2, c-fos interacting. The record is from RefSeq and is a predicted model, not a curated record. NCBI's taxonomy places the organism in Eukaryota, Metazoa, Chordata, Mammalia, Chiroptera, Vespertilionidae. Gene Ontology annotation, molecular function: DNA-binding transcription factor activity, RNA polymerase II-specific; protein dimerization activity; RNA polymerase II cis-regulatory region sequence-specific DNA binding. Gene Ontology annotation, biological process: regulation of transcription by RNA polymerase II.